AUGGAUAGGGACGUGGAUGACGGGAAGCGCGCACAUAAUAACGGCAGUAAUAGGGUCAGGAGUGUUGUCUUUGGCUUGGGCCAACGCACAGCUCGGAUGGGUGGCAGGACCGGCCGUGCUAAUGGCCUUCUCCUUCAUUACCUACUUUACAUCAACCAUGCUUGCCGACUGUUAUCGUUCCCCUGA
Messenger RNA from Arabis nemorensis, 186 nucleotides. NCBI's taxonomy places the organism in Eukaryota, Viridiplantae, Streptophyta, Magnoliopsida, Brassicales, Brassicaceae. The record is from the annotation of a GenBank genome assembly.